AUGGCUGAUGGAGUUUAUGAAGUGAUUGCACUGAAAAAUAAUAAACUAAUUGACUUAGAUUGGCAUAUAGAAAGACUUUUUCGCUCUCUUAGCGAAAUAGAAAUUAAAUUUAGUUAUAGCAAAAAGCAAUUACAAGAAAUUAUUGGAGAAUUAUUUAAACAGAACAAUCUAAACGAAGGCUCUGUCUAUUUGCAAAUUACUAGAGGCUGCGCACCGAGACAACAAACCUUUCCGGAAAAUUAUGUUCCAACAGUUAUCGCAACGGUUUCCUCUCUUCCAAUAAUUAAAGCUGAAAGUUUAGAAGAUGGUUUUACUGCAAUUACGCAUCAAGAUAUCAGAUGGCAAAGAUGCGAUAUAAAAUCAACAUCUUUACUAGCAAGCUCUUGGAUAAAAAACAAAGCGAUUUCUUUAGGUGCUGAUGACGCAAUUUUGAUUAGAGAUGGAUAUGCUUCUGAAGCAACAUUUUCAAAUGUUUUCAUAGUUGAUAAAAACGAUAAUUUAAUUACUAGAAACGCUGACAACUUUAUUUUAUGUGGAAUUACUAGAAACAGAAUAAUCGAUUUAGCAAAAAAGAACAAUAUUCCAGUGAUAGAAAAAAAAUUUAGUGUUCACGAAAUGUUACAAGCAAGUGAAGUAUUUUUAACAAGUACCACAUUAUCAGUAAGACCAUUUUCUAAAAUUGAUGGACAUAUUAUAGGUGAAGGAAAAGUUGGAAAAAUUACCUUAAAACUUCUCUCUCUAUAUAAACAAUUCAGCAGCUAA
Molecule: messenger RNA, 762 nt
Organism: Hydra vulgaris (swiftwater hydra)
Lineage: Eukaryota; Metazoa; Cnidaria; Hydrozoa; Anthoathecata; Hydridae
Product: D-alanine aminotransferase
Molecular function (GO): pyridoxal phosphate binding; transaminase activity
Source: RefSeq, a predicted model, not a curated record